AUUCACUGCGUGCCGGCAAAAUAGCUCCCAUCUCCAAUUCCACUCGCUCAGCUGUUCUACCAAUUUUGUUAUGAAAUUUAUUUGAGUUCCGCGUAGAAAAUGCUGCGUUUUCUGACGAGGACAAAAGCCUUUAGGCAAUUGAUGCCAGCGACAGGUGCAACUCCACCAGCAUCCCGCUUCUAUGCGAAAAAUCAGGGAGCAGCCAGCCAGAAAUCGGAGGAGGACGUGGUCAGCAAUGAGCCCAUUAAGUUCUUCGGCAGCCAGGCGGCCACUUGGCGGGCCAAGGACACCCGGAGCGGAGGAAGCGAUGAGUCGCUGUGGUACCAGCCCUACGUGAUCUCCGCAAGCUUGGCCGUAUUCCUCCUGUAUUUCUGUGCCCUGCGAGAGGAGAGCGACAUAGAUCUGCGGCUGGAAGGCAACUUGUACGACCAUGUCAGCGGCCUGGAAGAGGUGCAACUCACGGUCAACUACAAGUACAACAAAGAGCACGGACUGGACACCAAGGAGCAGGAGAAUCGGCUCAGGGAACUGGGCAUCGAUCUGGGCCAGUUGGACGCCAAAUUGGCCGCCCAGUAGUUUUAGAGUUGCCUAAUUGUACGUGUUUUGUUUCGUUAGUGAGCAAGUUGGCUAAAAUUCAUCAUUUUUGGCACUUGAUAAAUAACUAUAAAAGUGCAGAGCUUUGUAGAAAAAUAUUGUGGUAGAAAGCACUGGAUAUUCAUAAUGCUAUAAUUUUUAACAAUUGUACGUCAUCGGGAGCAAUAAUUUUCGGACAUCAAUAGAUUGCUGGAGACUCUACAUGGGUACUCAUUUGUUGCAUUCUAAACAAUAUAUUAAUAAACUUCCCGAAUGAUGAACAGCAUAAUGAAAAAUCUGGACCAGAAACGAUGGUCAAAAAGUAUAGACUUUACUUAGGCCUUGCGGCUUAUACAACAAGCGGAAAAAAACGGGCUGUCCAUAAAAUAAUGUUCUAUCAAUAAAUCAACAAUUAUUAAGUUCA
This is a messenger RNA of Drosophila biarmipes, 997 nucleotides long. RefSeq lists its product as uncharacterized. The record is from RefSeq and is a predicted model, not a curated record. The coding region runs from base 100 to 576 and encodes 158 amino acids. The transcript is spliced from 2 exons. NCBI's taxonomy places the organism in Eukaryota, Metazoa, Arthropoda, Insecta, Diptera, Drosophilidae.